This is a messenger RNA of Naegleria fowleri, 1590 nucleotides long. RefSeq lists its product as uncharacterized. The coding region runs from base 1 to 1590 and encodes 529 amino acids. The transcript has 2 exons. Lineage: Eukaryota; Heterolobosea; Eutetramitea; Acrasida; Naegleriidae. The record is from RefSeq and is a predicted model, not a curated record.
AUGAUCAACAAAAUUAGAAACUUCUUUUCUUCUCCGAGUAACGAAUCUGAUCAACAAUCGGACAUGGAUCCUAUCGAUCAUAGUACAAGUAGUAACCGCAAUAACAGUCAAGACAAGAGAAGAAAGAAUUCCAACAAUGACAACAACAACAACAACUCCUCUUAUAUACGACGAUAUCUCAAUCCUCCUCCUUCUCCUCACUCUUCUUACUUGUUGAACUCUACCAAACAAAGUCAUCAUCACAUUUAUUUACCAGAAUCUGUCAUUGCCACAAGUGGUUCUUGUCGAAAGUUCCAUGUCAUGAAAACAAAUACUUUUUAUGCAUCUCAUCCCUCUUCACAACAUCAGGUCGAUUCUGAAGGAUUUAUCAAACGAACAUGUUUUGCAUCUGUGAAUCUUCCAGAAGAUUUUGGAACUAUCGCACAAGUGUUGUGUGUUUCGAAUCGAAUCUAUCUUCUUGAAGCAGGUAGUGGAAGAGUCUAUGUCUAUGACGUGGAACAUUCUGCCACUCCUGUUGGAUACAUGAUCAAAUUUGAUGGAGUGAAAUUAAAAGUACUUGCUAUUCGUGGAGAUUCUUAUGGAAUGCUCUAUUGGGUAUUUGAUUCAACAUUGAAUCGAUGUGUACUCUAUGGUGGAGAUCAAAAUCAUUAUGACAAUGUUGGAGUGGAUAUUCCAAAACAUGCUCUAAAUUUAGAUUCUGCAUUGGCUUUUGAUCCUUAUUGGGAUCAGAGUGGAGGUAUUACCAAUCGAGAAAUUACUCAUGUGGAAUGUGCCUAUUCAUUGAGUUUUUGUGUGACUAAUCAUUGUGAGAUUCGAAUUAGUGGUCAAGUGAUUUGGUGUAGACCUGGAAACACUUCCACCACUUGGAGAGAAAUUGUAUUCACAACAAAAAGACCAAUUAUUAAUUUACAAACUCAUAGUUUUGGUUUUGUUGCUCUUCUUGAUGAUUCAACUAUUUGUGUGGGUGGUAGUAACAAUCACUAUGAAAAUAUGCAUGCAACCUCAGGAAGUUAUAUUGAUAUUCAGUACAUUAAUAAUUUAAAUUAUGUUCCAAAAGAAAUAUAUUGUACCAGUUACACAACUAUUAUUAGAACCACUGAAGAUAAAUUUAUUGAAUAUGGAAGAGGAUUUGCGAAUAGAGGUACACAAUUACCACCUACUGGAGGACCAUUUGUUAUUGAUUCCACAGUUGCACCAAGUUAUUUGAAACAAUUUAAAUCUCAUUAUGUAUUAGAUGAAAUUUAUUUGAAAGGUUCAAUGAUUGCAUUAUCCUAUGAGAAACCAGAUUUAUAUUUUUUAUAUUCUGAAGGAGGUGUGAAUGGUUUUGUGAAAUUGGAAGAUUAUUUUGAUUAUUCAACAAUAAUGAACCAUCAAGUGAGAGGUGCUUGCAAUACCUCAUGUUUUGUACUCUAUGCAACCUAUCCUGAUGUGAACACCAUGUUCACACGAAUGCACAAAAAGUUAUUUGAAAUUUUGUGGAGAGAAGAUUUUCCAUUGAGUGAUGUUGGAAUUGUGGUUGCUGAUCGUUGCAGAAAGUUGAGUGAAGAAGAGAAUGCAGUAAGUGAAAUUGGAGAUGAAAAUUCAAUUUAG